ACGUGGGUUGCGGGGGGCGGGCGGGAGGGAGAAAAAGCGGAGGCAGCGGGAGCGGCCGGGCUGAGUGAGUAGAGAGGAGAGGAGCGCAGGAGGAGAGAGCGACGCCGACUGCCAGGGAGAGAGACGCUGAAGAAGGACAAGGACCGGUGACACCCAGAGAAGGACAGAGAACCAUGGCGUCUGGCAGUACUCCCGCCAGUGAGGAGGAGCGCAGUCUCCGGGAAUGUGAGCUCUAUGUCCAGAAGCACAACAUCCAGGCACUGCUCAAGGAUUCUAUUGUGCAGUUAUGCACUGCCCGGCCUGAGAGACCCAUGGCAUUCCUUAGGGAAUACUUUGAGAGGUUGGAGAAGGAGGAGGCAAAACAGAUUCAGAAUCUGCAGAAAGCAGGAACCCGUACAGACUCAAGAGAGGAUGAAAUCUCUCCUCCCCCUCCCAACCCAGUAGUGAAAGGUCGCCGGCGACGUGGUGCUAUCAGUGCGGAAGUCUACACAGAGGAAGAUGCUGCAUCGUAUGUUAGAAAGGUUAUACCCAAAGACUAUAAGACAAUGGCUGCUUUAGCCAAAGCCAUUGAAAAAAAUGUGCUGUUUUCACAUCUUGAUGAUAAUGAAAGAAGUGAUAUUUUUGAUGCCAUGUUUCCAGUCUCUUUUAUUGCCGGAGAGACGGUUAUUCAGCAAGGUGAUGAAGGGGAUAACUUCUAUGUGAUUGAUCAAGGAGAAAUGGAUGUAUAUGUGAACAAUGAAUGGGCAACCAGUGUUGGGGAAGGAGGGAGCUUUGGAGAACUGGCUUUGAUUUAUGGAACACCUAGAGCAGCCACUGUCAAAGCGAAGACCAAUGUGAAGCUAUGGGGUAUUGACCGAGACAGCUAUAGAAGAAUCCUUAUGGGAAGCACGCUGAGAAAGCGAAAAAUGUAUGAAGAAUUCCUUAGUAAAGUAUCUAUUUUAGAGUCUCUGGACAAGUGGGAACGUCUCACAGUAGCUGAUGCAUUGGAACCAGUCCAGUUUGAAGAUGGGCAGAAGAUUGUGGUUCAGGGAGAACCAGGGGAUGAGUUCUUUAUUAUAUUAGAGGGGACAGCUGCUGUGCUACAGCGUCGGUCAGAAAAUGAAGAGUUUGUUGAAGUGGGAAGAUUGGGACCUUCUGAUUAUUUCGGUGAAAUCGCACUGCUGAUGAAUCGUCCUCGUGCUGCCACUGUGGUUUCACGUGGGACCUUGAAGUGUGUUAAGCUGGACCGGCCUCGUUUUGAACGUGUCCUUGGCCCGUGCUCAGAUAUCCUCAAAAGAAACAUCCAGCAGUACAACAGUUUCGUGUCACUGUCUGUGUGAAAUGUGCCUCCUGUGCCUCCCUCCUCCUUAGUCCAUGCUUCACUCUGCAGCUGCGUUGUUUCCCCUCCUUGCAGCGCCAAGUGGCCACUGGCAUUACAGCUUCUUGUCUUUAUAUUAUUACAAGUUGCUUUUAUUGCACCGUUUUUAAUUUGGAGCAUUAACUAAAUGCUCGUACACAAAUAAAUAUAAGAGUUCCGUGGACUUCGCUGUUACUGCUUCUCUUUGUGCAGUGUUAGUGUUCAGCUGGGCAGUGAGUGCCAUGCUUUUUGGUGAGGGUGGUUCCCAGCACCAGUGAUUACCAUAGAGUACUGAUGAAACAGUUCAAGAUUUCUGUGAUACAAUUUCCAGUUAUAAACAUAAUUUAGAGUGUGGCCAUAUAUGCUGUACUUCUGUAUAGAAUGAAUGAUUUCUCAUUAAGCCCCAAGAAUUAGGAAAAAUGGAUAUAGAAAAUCUUAGUGUAGUAGAAAGACAUAUGCUUGUAAUUAAACUAGUUUAAGGGUGGAAAAAUGCCCAUUUUUGCUAAUCAUUAGAUGAAUAUGAUUGUUUCAGCUCCCUCAACCUGAAUUUUCAUUUGCCGUGGUAUUUUUGCCUGAUUUGUCUGUCUUGUUAUUAAUGUUUCCUCUCUAGUUCUGCAGUGUUUUUAUGUAUGCCUAUCUGUAUCUGCCUUUUAAGUUUGAAACUGAGUCAUAGACUGAAAAUACUGGUUAUGGUUUAACUACAUCUGCCUCAGCCCACAGAUUCUGAUUAGACUUUAUCCAGCUAGUGCCAAAUACUGAUGAUAAGAUGCUACAUUGAGAAUAAGGAUUUGAGAUCUGGAUUCUUGGUUGUUACUUUAGAGUGUUUGGUUAUGUUAUGUCCUUCAGUCAACUCCAGUAGCAUCUCCUGUGCUGAGUAAACUCUGAUUCCUGGAGAUUGGAUUUGCUGAGCAUAUACAGAUGGAACAAAUGGGCCAGGGAGAGAGCUCAGUGGCACAGUGCCUGCCUGGCAAGUGCGAGUUCCUGAGUUCGAUUCCGAGUAUUGAAACAAAAAAGGUUUUCAGAUCAAACACACAUCAUACAGAAAAAUGGAGGUUAUGUUGCUAAAGGGAGGAACCUGGUAGAUAAAGUUAGUUUUGGCAAAUUUUCCCUCACUAAAUUCAUUGCAGUGUGAGAUUUGGGAAGUAGUUUUUAUACUUGGGUUUAACCUUUUCUCCUCCUUUUUUUAUGUCAAGUAGAAUUUUUGAUGGGGUAGAGAAAGGUAGGGUAUGCUUGAGUGUGGUCUAACAGGCCAUUCUGCUGAAAGUCUGGCUUUCCUGUCCAGUCUGUAUUUCUCUGGCUUUGUUUUUCUUUUUUUAAGUAAACUGUGUUUUAAGUCUUAACUGUAUUUCAGUAUUUUCCAGCCUUAUGUGUUACAUUAUUCCAAUCUUACUAAUGAUUUAUUUUUAUUACUGUUAUUUUUUAAACAAGAUUUCACGGUUCCAUAAUGUAGGCACUUUUAUUUUCAUUGUGAUUUUAUAUAUAUAUAUAUAUAUAUAUAUAUAUAUUUUAUAUAUAUAUAUAUAAAACGUAGGAUUAUAUUUGGGAAUGACUGCAAGUAUUUUCCACCUGUGUGCAAUUGGUUCUGAUUAAUAAUCCCCUCUCCUAUCCUUUCCCAGGCAAUUUAAAUUGGCAAGGGUAGUUUUUUUCAUAGGUUUGAAAAGUGUGUAGGUUGUUACUAACUUGGAAUAGAAAUCUGAAACAUUUUAUUUACAUUUUAGUGUGGAAUAGAAAGUCACCUUGUAACCUUUUUAAAUUUCCAAUAUCUAAAUUAAAUGAGGCUUUUAUGAUCUGUACUUUGUGUUUGGCUACCUUUUUUAUAUUUAAAACACAAAAAAGUCAUGUUCAUAUCAGCUUAAAGCUUGAUUCGAUCUUUGUUUAAAUGCCAAAAAUGUACUUAAAUGAAUUAAGGUAAAAUGCCAUGAAAUUAGUUUCAUAUAUGUGGAUAAUCAUUGUCAUGUGUAUUUAGAUACGUAUACUGCUUUCUAAGUGAGAUUUACUCAAACCAUUUGGCUUGUUGUACUCCCUUUUGUAGUUUUUAAUCAUAGAUAUUUUAAGAUAAGCCUAGACUUAAUUAUUACAUUUAAAGCUUUAUACUUGUGCAAUCGAAGUAUAUGUCAGAAAUCACAGUUGGCAUAAUUUGUCUUGUUGAUAUUCAGGGCUUACAGAGUCGUCAUUUCUGGAUUUGGUGAGUCAUUUUAUGAGAUCUGCUUUAGAAAGUAUAGAUGGCCAGAGGACCAUUUUGUAUUGUUUCCUGGUUACCAGUCUGAUUAUACUAUGUGUGUUAAUAUAUGCUAUUCUUUUUGUUAUAGAUUGUCUUAAUAGUAGGUCAAGUAAUAAAAGAUUAAAUAAUUUAAAUUCCUAAA
Molecule: messenger RNA, 3699 nt
Organism: Cavia porcellus (domestic guinea pig)
Lineage: Eukaryota; Metazoa; Chordata; Mammalia; Rodentia; Caviidae
Gene: Prkar1a
Product: protein kinase cAMP-dependent type I regulatory subunit alpha
Exons: 11
Coding region: 174-1319 (381 amino acids)
Biological process (GO): regulation of protein phosphorylation
Cellular component (GO): cAMP-dependent protein kinase complex
Molecular function (GO): cAMP-dependent protein kinase regulator activity
Source: RefSeq, a predicted model, not a curated record